AUGGCCGACAACGCCAGCUCCAGAGUGGACACGCCCACCAACAUCUCCCUGAGUCCCAGCGUCGCCGUCUCCGAGCUGCUGGAGUACAAGACGGUGUCGGUGUUCCUGGUGCUGCUGGUGUGUGGCGCGGGCAUCGUGGGCAACAUCAUGGUGGUGCUGGUGGUCCUCACCACCCGCCACAUGAGGACCCCCACCAACUGCUACCUGGUGAGCCUGGCCAUCGCCGACCUGAUGGUGCUGGUGGCGGCCGGGCUGCCCAACGUGGCCGACAGCCUGACGGGCACGUGGGUGUUCGGCCACGCCGGCUGCCUGGGGAUCACCUACCUCCAGUACCUGGGCAUCAACGCCUCCUCCUGCUCCAUCACGGCCUUCACCGUGGAGAGGUACAUAGCGAUCUGUCAUCCGAUGAAGGCUCAGACCGUGUGCACCGUGUCCCGAGCCAAACGCAUCCUGGCCGGGGUCUGGAUCUUCACCUGUGUCUACUGCAUGCUCUGGUUCUUCCUGGUGGACAUUCAGGUCGGCCCGGACGCACACGUGCAGUGCGGCUACAGAGUGAAGCGGGAGCUCUAUCUGCCCAUCUACCUCACCGACUUCGCCAUCUUCUACGUCAUCCCUCUGCUGCUCGCCAUCGUGCUGUACGGCCUCAUCGCUCGAAUCCUCUACCUCAGUCCUCUGCCCCACCACCCGGACGCCAGCGCCACCACGCUGCGGCGGAGUUGUCGGGAACCCCCCGAGCCGGGGAAGGGGGGUCGCCCGGGCCGGCCCAAGACAGCGCUCUCCUCCAGGAAACAGGUGACAAAGAUGUUGGCCGUGGUGGUGAUCCUCUUCGCUCUGCUCUGGAUGCCCUACCGGACUCUAGUUCUGAUCAACUCCUUUGUGUCCACGCCGUAUCUGGACGCCUGGUUCCUCCUGUUUUGUCGGACAUGCAUUUACGCCAACAGCGCCAUCAACCCGGUGAUUUACAACGUCAUGUCUCAGAAGUUCCGCUCGGCGUUCCGCGGCCUCUACCGGUGCCAGCGGCCGGAAGGAAUCCAGAGGACGCUGUCCACGAUCCAGCCCGGCCUCAGCACCCGGGACCGGAGGACAUCCCACGCCAACAGCAGAGGAACCAAUGAAAAGACAAAGAUGACCACCACUGAUUUGACUACCAAGCAGAAUGGAAGCAGCCACCAGGAGGCGCUCAGCGGCGAGAAGGCAAAGCUCGAGUCCGACGUCCCAGCUGCUACGUUCAGAUUCUGUGUGCGUCCUUCGGAGACGUCUCCAGCUGGAGAUAAAGACGAGGAUCAUCUUUCCUCAGAGGAUGCUCACGGGAACGCUGCAGGCAAACAGACACCAGACUAA
Limanda limanda (common dab) is the source of this 1341-nucleotide messenger RNA. RefSeq names its product thyrotropin releasing hormone receptor 2 (gene trhr2). Gene Ontology annotation, biological process: phospholipase C-activating G protein-coupled receptor signaling pathway. Gene Ontology annotation, molecular function: thyrotropin-releasing hormone receptor activity. Gene Ontology annotation, cellular component: membrane. The coding region runs from base 1 to 1341 and encodes 446 amino acids. NCBI's taxonomy places the organism in Eukaryota, Metazoa, Chordata, Actinopteri, Pleuronectiformes, Pleuronectidae. The record is from RefSeq and is a predicted model, not a curated record. The transcript is spliced from 5 exons.